Molecule: messenger RNA, 303 nt
Organism: Phytophthora nicotianae INRA-310
Lineage: Eukaryota; Oomycota; Peronosporomycetes; Peronosporales; Peronosporaceae
Exons: 3
Coding region: 1-303 (100 amino acids)
Source: RefSeq, a predicted model, not a curated record
AUGAUCACACCGUCCAGCAUUGCCGGUAGCUUCGGCGGAGCCAUCAAUAUGACCGCCUGUAGCGCCGCUCCAUCGUGGAAUACGCAGCAACCUGUCGGUCGCUCGGCUACUGUAACGCUGCAGCAGCUCAGCGGCUUCAGUAUGCGCAAUCUGUCAGUCUACGGCACUAGCGGCGACUCGCUGCUCAACGUAUACUUUAAACUAGUGGUGGACGGUCGUAUCGUGUACGAGAGCGAGGUAGCGCGCAACACACUGAACCCCGUGUGGAUUCGACAUUGUCGUUGUGCGCGUACACGACCGUAA